AUUGUGUCUUCUUAGAAAAACUAAGCAGCGAGCACACGACCAACAUGGAUGAUGUUAAGUCUGUGGUUCAGAGACUCUUCACUGCCUUGUACUUGGAGGAACAUCAGGUCAAGAAAGAACGAAGUUUACUAGAGAAAAUUGAGGAAUUGAAGGAGCGGCUACAGCCCAUGGAGCAGCUGAAAGCCAAGAUCGAAGCUCGCUCAGAGGUCAAAACCAAUAGACUCUUGUGGACUGGGUUGGCCUUGAUGUCCAUUCAGGGUGGAAUCUUGGCGUGGUUCACGUGGUGGGUGUACUCCUGGGACAUCAUGGAACCUGUGACCUACUUCAUCACCUUUGGUAGCUCCAUGACCUUCUUUGCUUAUUUUCUCCUCACUCGACAGGAUUAUUCUUACUCACUCAUUAAGGACAGACAAUUCCUCCACUUCUUCCACAAGAGACUGAAGAAGAAGCAUUUUGAUGUGGAGCAGUAUAACAAAUUAAAAGAGGAUCUGGAAGAGCAGAGUC
Gracilinanus agilis (Agile Gracile Mouse Opossum) is the source of this 504-nucleotide messenger RNA. Its product is annotated as calcium uniporter regulatory subunit MCUb, mitochondrial-like. Gene Ontology annotation, molecular function: calcium channel inhibitor activity. The annotation marks the transcript as partial. Gene Ontology annotation, cellular component: uniplex complex; mitochondrial inner membrane. The record is from RefSeq and is a predicted model, not a curated record. NCBI's taxonomy places the organism in Eukaryota, Metazoa, Chordata, Mammalia, Didelphimorphia, Didelphidae. Gene Ontology annotation, biological process: mitochondrial calcium ion homeostasis; calcium import into the mitochondrion. The transcript has 4 exons.